AUGGCUGCAUCACAAACCACACAACCUAAUAAGGUAUGUCUAAACCUUAGAUCGAUACCACCCAAACCAAAUUUUUACAAAUUAAAUACGGAUGGUGCAACCCUAUGUAACACUGAUACAGAUGACAUCAGAGGAGUCAUUCGAAACCACCUAGGUGCUUGUAUUGUGGGUUUUGCUGGCCCAGUCACACAUUUACAUUGUAUCACAGCAGAGUUGCAUGCACUCAUACGAGGACUAAAUCUAGCAGUACAAAUGCAACUAUUGCCACUAGAAGUGGAAAUUGAUGCGCAGGAGGUAAUAAUACUAUUAGCUACAGACAACAUUAGAUAUACUAAUAUGAUUUCUGAUUGCAAGCACUUCCUCAGGAUGCUACAUGAUCCAAUAGUUCUACAUGCGUACAGGGAACAAAAUGGCAUAGCAGAUCAACUUGCAAAGUUAGGCAGUAGGAUGCAAUGCGAUGCUGCUCUACAAAUAUUUGUUGAACCGCCACUUUUUGUGUCCAGUCAGUUGCAGGCAGAUCAACUAGGAGCCACUACUCAAUGCAUUGUUUCAAUCCUAUGA
This is a messenger RNA of Nicotiana tabacum (common tobacco), 561 nucleotides long. The record is from RefSeq and is a predicted model, not a curated record. NCBI's taxonomy places the organism in Eukaryota, Viridiplantae, Streptophyta, Magnoliopsida, Solanales, Solanaceae.